CAGGAACUACUCCGAUACCGAUCGUUUUAAUUUUAACCUUCUCCAGCCCACAUCCCGGCGGGAGGUGCGUCUUCAGUUUCAGCGGUAAGGUUCCCGAGAAGCAUGUGUCCGACAGCACCACGAUCCUUUCAGUUGCCCAGUCUCUGCCCAUAAUGCCGGUCAGCGCUGUACAUACAGACUGAAACCCACUGGGCAGCAGCGUGGUGAAACCCUCGUCCAGCGAUGCGGCAUUCCUCGCGGCCGAAGUCGGCGCCGACACGAUGGUAGGCCACCAGGACGGGUCGUCGAGCGCGACAGCCCACAGGCCAAUGCAGGGGCUGUAUAUGGCACCAACGGCCUCGAUAGCAUCCCGCCAGCGAUCUGUCCCUAGCAUAGUGACAUUGUACCCGCGCUCGAUCAGGUGGGCCGCUAUCUGCAGGGCCGGUCGCAUAUGGCCCUCGCGCGGGGGUACCGCAUAGAGGAUCUUAGGCUUUGGUGGCAGCUGCUGCGCUUGCAUUUCUUAUGUUUGGGACUUGGAAGAGACAGUUGGGGUAUUUGCUGGUGAUAUUCCGUUGCCUACGCUGAGAGAAAGAUAAGGUACAUCGAGUUCGAGCUGGUGGUGUUAACCGCACUUUGAUGAGUGGAAACAUCCGUGGGGUAGUCGACUCGAGUCCUGAAGUGAUCCCAUGAUUCUGGUUAUCUGGAGAUAGAGUGGCCUCAAGCAUUAUCCUUGAGUCACGUAUCGCCAAUGGCCUUGCACACGACGUACUACACGACAUCAAUCCUCGUCAUAAAACACCAUCGCCCGGACCUCGACGCUAAACCUUGGCCGGCCAUUUUUCUCAUCCAUGUCCGGGUCCUUGAACGCCGCGUGUGGCACGCACUUGGGCCACCCUUUCCGCUUGGUGGUGUCGACCUGCGUGAAGAGCAGCACCUCGUCCGUGGUCUGGUGGUCCUUGUAGUACCACUUUUGGUCCUUGUUGGCGCGCAUCUCGAUGGACUCGGCGUCGUGAUCCGCGAACUUGAGCGGCACCCGCACAAUGUCGUCGGGGCUGAUUGA
Pyricularia grisea is the source of this 1039-nucleotide messenger RNA. RefSeq lists its product as uncharacterized. The transcript is spliced from 2 exons. Lineage: Eukaryota; Fungi; Ascomycota; Sordariomycetes; Magnaporthales; Pyriculariaceae. The record is from RefSeq and is a predicted model, not a curated record. Bases 728 to 1039 code for a protein of 103 amino acids.